Messenger RNA from Dothidotthia symphoricarpi CBS 119687, 1349 nucleotides. RefSeq names its product UBC-like protein. Gene Ontology annotation, cellular component: nucleus. The record is from RefSeq and is a predicted model, not a curated record. Gene Ontology annotation, biological process: ubiquitin-dependent protein catabolic process; protein polyubiquitination. Gene Ontology annotation, molecular function: ubiquitin conjugating enzyme activity. The transcript is spliced from 3 exons. NCBI's taxonomy places the organism in Eukaryota, Fungi, Ascomycota, Dothideomycetes, Pleosporales, Dothidotthiaceae. The coding region runs from base 102 to 1349 and encodes 415 amino acids.
GCAGUAAUUCAGGAACGUCUCACGCUCUGUCUUUGUUUUUCAACCAUCCACCUACACUACCUAUGCAACACCUUUAACCAAGCGUAACAUCAGAACCAACCAUGAACUCAAAGUCACUGCGUCGCCUCGCAGCUGACCACGGCUCUCUCCACACCGCCGGUCUCCCGCCAAACUACCUCUUCCCGCCCACAUCGUCCUCCGAUUCCCUCACCGCCCUCGACGUCCUACUCGCCGGGCCGCUUGGCACACCCUAUGCCUCAGGCGUCUGGCACCUCCACCUCGACAUCCCACCCACCUACCCCGCUGCACCUCCUACGGCCACAUUCCGCACACGGUUAUGGCACCCGAAUAUCGAAGAAGCGACGGGCGUGGUGUGUGUGGAGACCCUGAAGCGGGACUGGAAGAGUGAACUCAAACUUCGGGAUGUGCUUGUUACUAUCUCGUGUUUGUUGAUUCAGCCGAAUCCGGCAAGUGCGUUGAAUGAGGCUGCUGGGAAACUGGCGGGAGAGGACUGGGAUGGGUAUUGUAGGAGGGCGCGGCUGAUGACAAGUAUUCAUGCGGGUGUGCCGGCGAGUCUGGCCGAUGGGGUUAGAGAGGCGCAGGGCAGAGGAGAGGAUAAGCAUGAUGCGGGUGAGAUAAAGAAGGAGGACGUGGGUAUAAAGGCUGAGGGGAAGGGGAAGGAGAGGGUGAAGGUCACCCCGGUGGUGGCUGCGAAGGCCCAACGCCUACCCGCGGACGACGAUGCAGAAAACACACAACAACGAGGAACCGCAGAACCCGAGAGCGACGAGAGUGACUGGAUUCCCGGCCCCACAGCAGCACGCCGCAAUAAUAACAUCUUCGGCAUCAAAGGCCUAGCCCUCGACUCCCCUCCAAGACGCGGCCUCCCCCCAACCACCAAACCCACACGCGCAGACGAACAAGAAACACCCGAUAACACCGACCCCUUCACAACCAUAACCUCAAAACACAAACCCAUAUCCUUCGACCUGCGCAUCCCCCCUCCCUCCCCGAAACCCGCCAACCAGCUCCAACAACAAGAACAACACCCCACAACAGACACACCCGAGCUCCUCAAAUUCUCCCACCAGAACCCCUUCUCGGCCAUCCAGCCAAACAACCAGACUCAUCCCCUCUUGAGGGAAUUCUCAUACUCGUGGGAAGAAACGAGCAUCUUGCAUGAUGUUGGCAUGGGCUCUGCGAAACACGACUUGCGGAAGAGGGUUGCGGGCGACGAGUUUGAGCAGAAGCGCAGUUGGGAGAUGAAGAGGUUUAGGAAGGCGGGGUUUGAUCUGGGGAGGUAUAAUCGAGGGGAUUUUGGGCCGAGGGUGGGGAUUGGGAGACUGUGA